ACGUCACUAGUUAAACAGAAACACCGGUGCCUUCUAUGGCUGCAAGCUAUUACAGAUGUUGACUACCACUGUCCAUUUUAAAAGUGAAUAAAGUCCAACCUCUGAGUCUCUGUCCUGGUGUUUGAUGUUUUCCACCAGAUACAUGUUGAUACCUGCACACUAGCUAAAUUCUGGAAAGGCUGUGUGUUUAGGUACAGUUACCAUCUUUGCUGGUUAAUGCUCUUAUGUAGCUCGACAAGCUGUUUCACUCAGCCGUACUUCCAUUGCUGAACUGUGUGCGCACACUUAUAUAAGUCAUCAUUGUUUUCAAAAUGGAAGAAGGGUCCAAGUGCACUGUAUACAUGUGUAGCCUGGACCAAGCAGCAGACAGACACGGUGAGCUCAGUGGAGCAUUUAGCUAAAUAUGGAGAUGAAAUGUUGCUGUUGGUCUUAACUUCAUUGGUCUAAUGGCCUAACACACUUCUGUUUAUUUGUGUCUGCUGGAUGUGGAACAUGUUCACCAUAUCAACCUCACUGAUGUAGUUCCAGAUUGCCCUAUGUGGGCAGAGCAUCUAGUCGUGCAGCUUUAAGGAUGGCCACCUUAAUUUUGACUGCACAUUGAUGAAUUAAAUAAAGGAUGCUAAAAAUGACUACCAAGUAAUAUGGGUGGAAACUAUUCGAACACACACAUUAUACAAAAUGUUUUAUUUAUUUUCCACUGAAUGUGAAUAUAUAGAUUUUUUUGACCUGGGUUUCACUUAAGUUAGCGCGUGGGCGUGCAUGGCCACGCGCACCGUCUCGCGCUCCUUCGCCGUGUCUCUCUCCCCCGACACUCCGCAGACGGACGCGUCCACGCAGGGCUCGUGCAGCAGUCGCCCGCCUUACUACUUCCAAAGCCGCAUUCCAACAUGACUUAAGAAGCGAAACCCGGCUCUUACAGACAGCAGACGCUCGCAGCAUCCCGGCGGCACCGAUUUCCAACUUUUUCUGCCCACGUUCCCCUGCUCCUCUGAAAGCACUCCGCUGCUCUGUUCGUCAUCCGUUCCCGGGAGAUACAGCAGUUCCCCGAGGGGGGAAAAGGAGGCUGCUCGUUUUUUGUUUACUUCGGCGAUCCGCAUGGAUGAGGCAGCGGUAGAGGGGAGGUCUCUGCCGGGUAUCCAACUCCGGAAUCGGCCGACGAAAGUGAUGCCGAACCUGAGGAAGGUCAAAGCGAGACGGAAGAAACGAAAGGAGUUGGUUUUAAUCCAGAUAUGCUUGUUCUGCGGCUUGCUUCUGGUCGUGAAGGGGUUUUCCUACUUUGCGGGAAAUUCAGGUUUUCAUGUCUCCAGCCACAGCAGCGACCAGGAGAGAUGGGGAGGGAGGAGGAGGCUACUGCAGGAAACGGACAACAGCAGCCUAGAGGACAUGGAGAAGGAAGAAUCUAAGAACUGUACUCCUCCAGCUCUGCACGAGUUCCCCACCGACCUGUUCACCAACAAAGAGAGAACAGAAGGAGCCGUGGCCCUGCAUGUCCUGUGUACAAUCUACAUGUUCUGUGCCCUGGCCCUCGUCUGUGAUGACUACUUCGUCCCCUCGCUGGACAAGUUGUGUGAGCGUCUCCAACUCAGCGAGGACGUAGCAGGUGCUACCUUCAUGGCCGCUGGCAGCUCGGCUCCUGAGCUCUUCACAUCCAUCAUAGGGGUGUUCAUAACCAAAGGUGACGUGGGUGUUGGGACCAUCGUGGGUUCAGCUGUCUUCAACAUCCUCUGCAUCAUCGGUGUGUGUGGCUUCUUUGCCGGCCAGGCAGUGAAGCUCUCUCACUGGGCUCUACUCCGAGAUUCUACGUUUUACACCUUUUCUAUCACGGCCCUCAUUGUGUUCAUCUACGAUGAGAAGGUGUGCUGGUGGGAGUCUCUUGUCCUGAUUCUCAUGUAUGCAGUCUACAUCCUCAUGAUGAAGUUCAACAACAGGGCACAUCGCUACUUUGACCGUCGAAACAGGAGCUCUGUGAAUCUGUCCAACGGGCUGACAGGCAGCACUGAUCUGGAGGAUAACGUCACGUGUGAUGCUACUGCAGUCCUGCUCACGAAAGCUACCUUCCACUGUAAGCCGUCUGUGUUGAUGGUGGACGAGCUGCUGUAUGCGUACCCCCACCAGCUGUCCUUCUGCGAGGCCGGCAUGAGGAUCAUGAUCACCAGUCAUUUCUCCCCCAGAACCCGCCUCACCAUGGCCUCUCGCAUGCUUAUCAACGAGAGACAAAGACUGGUCAACACCACUGAGACUCGAGUCAACCGCAUCACUAACGGCGACCCUGACUCCGCCGCCAAGGCUCAGGGGAGGCGGGGCUUAGAGAACGGGAUGGGCGGAGCUGAGCAGGGUCUGAACGGGAGGUUUAGACUUCAGCGGCUGGAGUCUGGGAACGAGACGGAGAACGAAAAUGAGGAUAAUGAGAACAACGAGAAUGACGAGGAUGGAGAGGGAGAGGAUGACGAUAACGGCCCCCUGGUGCCUUUCAAAGUUCCAGCCGGGGCCUGUAACAAGCUGAAGUGGCUUACAAUGUGGCCGCUGUCCCUGCUUCUGUUCCUCACCGUGCCCAACUGUGCCAAGCGGCGCUGGGAGAGAUGGUUCAUGGUCUCCUUCUUCACCGCCACCAUGUGGAUCGCUGGCCUCUCUUACAUCAUGGUCUGGAUGGUGACUGUGAUCGGCUUCACUCUUGGCAUUCCAGACGUCAUCAUGGGCAUCACCUUCCUAGCAGCAGGCACCAGCGUCCCAGACUGCAUGGCUAGUGUUAUAGUCGCACGGCAAGGUCUGGGAGACAUGGCCAUCUCCAACUCCAUAGGCAGUAAUGUGUUUGACAUCCUGGUGGGCCUGGGCCUGCCCUGGACUCUGCAAACACUCUGCAUCGACUACGGCUCCAAUAUCCAUCUCAACAGCAAAGGACUCAUAUUCUCGGUUGGACUCCUGCUUGCCUCAGUAUUCGUCACAGUUCUCGGUGUCCAUCUGAACAAAUGGACUCUGGACUGGCGACUGGGCUUGGCCUGCCUUGUCCUGUACGCCAUCUUUCUGUGCUUCUCCAUCCUCAUCGAGUUCAACGUCUUCAUCUUCGUCAACCUCCCUAUGUGCCGAGACAUCCACUGAUCUCCCAUCCUGCCCCUCUUCUGCGUCUUCUUCUUCUCCCUCCGGUUGAUGGAGGAAACCUCACCUGGCUUCCAGUUUCUCUGCGCCUUGAAAACAAGUCCUACCUUUUUUUUAUUUUCAAAUAGAAAAAUAGAGCUCUGUAUGAUUUAUCUUUGGUGCAAUACACCACAAUUGUAGUUAGUUUGUUGGGAGGCGUGAAGAGAGAGUCCCAGCAGCAGAGAUGGCUUCCAAUCAUCUCAUGAACCCAAAGGUUGUCUGGACUGAACUUCACCGUAUCGACUCCAACAGCUAUGCUGCUGCUGGUGAAGACGCUGCUACUGACUGGAGGAAAGAGAGAAAUCCUGCGCUAACUAACAUUUUUAGCUGGAUUAUUUGUUACUCUUUGUAAAAAGUUUGGAUAUAAGCACACCAUUUAGGUAUUUUGAAUGAAAAAUUCUCUGUAUAUAUGUAUAUAAAUCUAUAUAUAAUAUUAGCUGAUACAUGGGAUUCUCUUAUGCACCACUGCAUCAGGCUUGCCGAGCCCAGUGAUCCGUUGACAUUAUUAUAUAUUCUACUGUAGUGAUCUGGUCCAGAUGUCUCCCAUGCUCAGCACCACCUACACAGCAUGCCGUACUAACAAGUCAACUGUAGCUUUGCACUGACCGACAGAGUCUAGAUGUUUAACACACUGUUCACAUAGACUGGCACAUCCCAACACAUGUGGGCGUCAUUCUUCUCAAGUACAAUAAUACUGAAUAAAAGACACACAGCAAAGGGAUCUGGAGCUGACAUCCAGCACUGUCACUUUAGAAAUAUUAUAUAAAGCCUCUACAGGUACUCUCAACAUAGAACUACUGAAUUUAAAGUUCCCUCUAGACAGUAGAUGUCAUGUUCAUAAUAAAGAAUCCGUUUUGAGUGUAAUAAUUGUUACUUCUUAAAGCCAAAAGUAUUUUUAGAAUAGGAGUAAAAAUCUUAGAUUUGGACUUAAGUGUGUGUGUGUGUGUGUGUGUGUGUGUGUGUGUGUGUGUGUGUGUGUGUGUGUGUGUGUGUGUCACAGUCUCGAGGGGGAGCCAAGACACGACUGUUACUGGGAAGACAUAAUCAUGAUUUAUUUAUGAAUUAAUUUAUUCAAAGAUCAUGUCUAACCAGCAGUUUCAGCCCUUUGGACGGGCACGGUGUAUUUACUGGAACGUACAAUUUACUCUACCUUAAUAUAUAAUCCAAGUACUGGAAACUGACUUGAUGUUUAUAUUUAAGAUUAGUACUUUAUAAUUUGUAAGUUUUGUAUAGUUUGGAAAGAUGUUGCAGCAUUUGUAUAUUAGUAUAAACACAUUGUGUGUGUGGGGGGGGGGGGGGGGGUCUGAUUCAAUGAGACGCACUAGAAAUGCCAUGUUUAUCACGGUGCGUUGAACUAGUGAUGAAGAGUGGUGGAUAGGGAGGCUGAUACUGAACAUGGUUUCUUAAACACAGUGGUUGUGUCGUUGUGAUGACGAUGUUGGGGGGUUGAUGUAGAGUGAUUUCUUAAAAACAGUGUUUUAACUCUUGUGCCAUCCCGUCUCUUUGAGGCUUGAACACCUCCUGCUUGUCUUUGAGCCAAAAAUAACACCACCUUUGUCAACAGUAUUGCCACUCUGUUUCAGCAUGUGUUCAAACUAAAUGUGGAAGUUAUGUAUUUUCACUUUUACCUUGAAGGAUUCUUAUUGAGAAUUCUCAUAUCAAAUGGAGUCGCUGCUUAAUUAAAAGCCUCCUCUGUAGGUGUUGAUGCUCCUCCUGCGGCCACUAGAGAGCGCCGCUGAGCUGUGUGGCUCAUUUACGCACUCAGUAGUAGGGGGUGUGGGAAUAUUUCCAGGUAGGCUACAUAGAGAUACAUACCGGUCGGUUUGCAUGCCUCUUUCAUAAUUCAGAUUAUUUUGUGUGUAGUUUUAAUGCAUUUCCAAGAUCAACUUCCUGCUAUUAGAAACAUAGAUGUUGGAAUAACUCA
Molecule: messenger RNA, 5056 nt
Organism: Anarrhichthys ocellatus (wolf-eel)
Lineage: Eukaryota; Metazoa; Chordata; Actinopteri; Perciformes; Anarhichadidae
Gene: slc24a3
Product: solute carrier family 24 member 3
Exons: 17
Coding region: 1096-3096 (666 amino acids)
Biological process (GO): calcium ion transmembrane transport; intracellular calcium ion homeostasis
Cellular component (GO): plasma membrane
Molecular function (GO): calcium, potassium:sodium antiporter activity; calcium channel activity
Source: RefSeq, a predicted model, not a curated record